This is a messenger RNA of Chrysochloris asiatica (Cape golden mole), 2194 nucleotides long. It is a transcript of the gene CFAP20DC, whose product is annotated as chromosome unknown open reading frame, human C3orf67. Bases 128 to 2194 code for a protein of 688 amino acids. The record is from RefSeq and is a predicted model, not a curated record. The transcript has 16 exons. NCBI's taxonomy places the organism in Eukaryota, Metazoa, Chordata, Mammalia, Afrosoricida, Chrysochloridae.
AGCACGAAGCCCUUCCUUGCCCGUCGGGCCCGGGAUUUCCCGCCCGCCUCUUUCCAUCCGUCAGGGUCACGCUCCUCGCUGGAAGCCCUGAAUUCUGUGCCCCCCAAGCCCCGGGCCCCCUGCGGGAAUGUUCAAAAAUGAGUACCAGGGAGGUGCAUUUGUUGAAAUUUUCAGCGCUCAAGGAAAAAAUCCUGGAGCAAAAUGGAAGAUCCUUGGCAGUCCAUCUGUGAUUUGGAAAGAGUUUGAUAAAGAAGUUAAAAGUUUUGUGUUUGUCCUGGAAGGCAGCAGCCAAACAAACAAAAUUCAGUUACCAAAGGAGAAUAAACAAAUCCUUGGACUGAUCCAGAGGUUUCUUGUGCUUCAGAUUUAUGUACCCCUGGGACAAGACUUCUCCACUGAAUUGCUAAUUACUGAUUUAGGAAACAUCAAACGAAGAUUGUAUUUAUCAACGGUUCAUAAGGAACUGUCCUCAACCCCUCUUCAUGCAAAAAUCCCUCUCUUCAUGGUCAAGCGCAAAAUUUGGUGCAAUCUAUGCAUUGACUUGGUAGCAUUCACCAGUGAAAUAUUCAAGGGAGCCGUUUUCCAGUCCUUGGAUGGAAUUAUUGUCUCAGCUAACUGUAAGCUACGGAAGAUCUUCACUUUAAAAUCAAAGCCUCAAGACACUGCUGAUAAAGAUGGUAGGUUCAACGUUCUUUUUCCAACAGAUGAGCCCACCGAUACUAUUCCACGAAGUUGCCAACUUACAACAGAUGUUCCACAAGUUACACAGCUGCUAAAUAUGACCAAACUGCGCCAAACUGAAAUAAAAUUUGGAGGUCAUCCGCUACGUUCAGCAGAAUCAGAUCAAUUCAUUAACCGAGGAGCAAGCAGUGUGCGAAGCAAUAGAAGUCAAGAUGUUUGUCAUAUUGCCUUUGGAUCCAAAGUUCUGGGACCACCGCCACUGUCUGGCAGAAGGAAUAACAUGAGGAUAUCCAGUGAGACAAUAAGAUCCAUUGGGUCCAAAAAUAACAGAUCCUGCCUACAGUCCACUGUAGAGAAGUGUGUUAGCUGUGCAGACAUGUCAACUUUAUUGAUAUCUGAGUCUGAGGAGCACAGAGAUAAAGAAAACAUUCACCAUGUAAAGCAGACUGGGCCUAUUCAUGCCAGUCUCCAGAUUAUGCAUCCACAUCCUCCUCAAGAACCAUCUGUAGAUAAGACUCAGAACAGAAGAAGAUUACAGUUAAGAAGCGCCAGCAGGGAAAGGACAGAGACCCCCAGCGGCAAUUCUUCAGGCAAUGACAGAAAUGAAGAUAAAGCAACAGCUGUCUUCACCUGUGCAUCCCAAGAAAGAGAAGAGACAUGGAACCCCAGAACUUCAGGACCCCAGUCUCCUGUUCAAGCAGAUGAGUGGAUAUUUCCUGAAAAUUUUGAUCACAUUCCCCAUUUGGAAUCUAGCAGACAGUCUUUACAACUGGAUGAGGACUCCUGCAACAUUUCACACCAGUGGUCAGAAGUUAGCAAGGAAAGCGAGCAUCACCACCAAGCAGGGGAAAGCCAGAUUGUUCCCAAGGACAUUUUCACUUUUUCAUCCAGACCACGGUCAGCACCUCAUGGGAAGACUCAUCAGAGUAUGUCCCCAGAAGAGUGCCCAUUUAUUUUAGAUCUAAAAGAGGAGAACAGUGGAAUGCCCAGAGGUGCCCAUUCCGAAGAUGAUUUUUACAGCGAUGACAGCAGCGAAGAGGAAUACAACUGUAGAAACUACCAGCCCAGCCAGAUGAGUGAAUCUGAGUUGCAAAUGCUGGCAAGCUUACGUCGGCAACAGAACGAAGAGUUGGAGGAGGUGGGGGUUUCCCAUGGCCUAAGUGCAUCCCAGGUUGACAACUGUAAUGUCAGCAUAAGCACCAGCAGUGACGACACGACCACCUGGAACUCCUGCCUGCCACCCCCUGUCAACCAAGGUCGUCACUAUCAAAAAGAAAUGAAUCCACCUUCUCCUUCUAACCCCCGGGACUGGUUAAAUAUGUUCAGCCCACCAAUUGUUCCUCCCAGUCAGCAGCCAACCGAGCAGCAUCCAGAUUCUUCAGAAAGUUUGAGUGUUCAAGGUGAAGAAGAGCUGAAUGUGGAAGAGGACGAGGAAGUGCUGACUCUGUUGUAUGACCCAUGUCUGAACUGUUACUUUGAUCCCCAGACUGGGAAAUACUAUGAGUUGGUAUAA